Molecule: messenger RNA, 588 nt
Organism: Leptomonas pyrrhocoris
Lineage: Eukaryota; Euglenozoa; Kinetoplastea; Trypanosomatida; Trypanosomatidae
Exons: 1
Coding region: 1-588 (195 amino acids)
Source: RefSeq, a predicted model, not a curated record
AUGCCACAGCUGAGUGAGGUUAACCUAAGCCACAAUGAGCUGUCAGACGCGCUCCCCCCAGUUUGGAAGCCAUACGUGGAGCUGCGCAUAGAUCUGUCGAAGAAUUUCUUUGUUGGCUCAGUCCCUGAAGGUUGGGAGGGAGGUGACAAUUCCUUCACGGUGGACCUGACCGGCAACAGCCUCUGCGGCUGCUUUCCGGAGAAAUGGAAGACCGACCCUUCAUUGACGGUGAACGUGGACCCUGCGGUGACCGCGUCGGACUGCGCAACCGCGAACGUGUGCAAUGAGACGAGAAUGACCCCCAUCACGACGCCUCCGGCGCCUUCGCCUGCCUCGAGCAACGGCGAGGCCGUGGACAGCAGCAGCCGUAACUCUCACGAGGCGGGGUGUGAGGUCUUGUAUUGCGUCCAGUGCCAGGCGGGCAACACCACGCUCUGCGGUGAAUGCUCGCAAAGCUACCAACUGACAGCCAACUCGCAAUGUGCGCGCGGGGACGGUGCUGUGCGCGUCUCUUUGACGGCGGGUGGCCACCUGUGGUCCGCGCUGCUUUUCUCCGCCGCGCUGUGGAUGUGUUCCGCCUCGCUCUAG